AUGAACAUAGAAAUAGUUUUGACAAACUCAUCAUACGGAUAUCGAUUACCAUACAAAGUUUGGUUAUUAAAGGAACCAACGAACAUAAUAACCUACGUUUGCCUUUGUUUUUAUCAAUUUUUAAUUAUACCUUCUAUCGUAUUUGGUUACGUUGGUACGGAUUGUCUUUUCGUUAGUUUGGUACUUCACGUAAGUGGAUUAUUUUCUGCACUUUCCUACAAAGUCAAAUAUGUAUUGAACGAUACGUGCAAUCGUGAAAAACGUUUAAAACAACUGAUUAUUAGGCAUGUACGUUUGAUAAGAUUAUCGGAAUUAUUAGAAGAGGAUUUCAAUCUUGUAAUUUUAUUACAACUGAUAGGAAGUAUUUUACAAUUUUGUAUUGUUGGUUACGAUGCACUCGUGAGCUCCGUCUUAAGCGACGCAUUAUAUCUGUGCGAAUGGUACAACAUUUCAAAAGAAGAGAAAAAAUUAAUGCACAUUUGCAUGUUACGAUCGACUAAAGAAAUGCGUUUGACUUCGGGGAAAUUUUUUGUAUUAUCACUGACCACUUUCACCGACGUCCUGAAAACGUCGAUGGCUUAUUUUUCAGUCCUACGAACAUUUGUAUGA
Vespula vulgaris is the source of this 609-nucleotide messenger RNA. Its product is annotated as odorant receptor 4-like. The record is from RefSeq and is a predicted model, not a curated record. Lineage: Eukaryota; Metazoa; Arthropoda; Insecta; Hymenoptera; Vespidae. Gene Ontology annotation, biological process: sensory perception of smell; detection of chemical stimulus involved in sensory perception of smell. Gene Ontology annotation, molecular function: odorant binding; olfactory receptor activity. Gene Ontology annotation, cellular component: plasma membrane. Bases 1 to 609 code for a protein of 202 amino acids. The transcript has 5 exons.